This is a messenger RNA of Cervus elaphus (red deer), 1941 nucleotides long. RefSeq names its product centrosomal protein 57 like 1 (gene CEP57L1). NCBI's taxonomy places the organism in Eukaryota, Metazoa, Chordata, Mammalia, Artiodactyla, Cervidae. Gene Ontology annotation, molecular function: microtubule binding; identical protein binding; gamma-tubulin binding. The coding region runs from base 316 to 1746 and encodes 476 amino acids. The transcript is spliced from 12 exons. The record is from RefSeq and is a predicted model, not a curated record. Gene Ontology annotation, cellular component: centrosome.
CUUACGAGGCACUUAAUCUGCGCCGGGGAGCGUUUUCUAUCCCCUGGCGUUUGGAUUCUUUAGACCGAAAAAGGGGUAAAAAGAAAGUAAGGGGAGGUUGAAGUACGCUAUCACAGACAACACAAACGGAAAAGAAAGUGUGCACAGACGUACACUUGGAAGUGCCUGAAUCUAAGUUUAAGGUGGAGUCUUUACCAUUGAGCCACCAGGGAAGCCCUUGCCUAGUCAUACAGGCUUGCAAAAGCACACCUGUGGUUUCUCUCCAGUAGUUUCACCUUUUUCAUACUGUGAAAUACUGAAGCCAUCUGAACCAUAAUGGAUUCUGAAUUAAUGCAUAGUAUAGUCGGAAGCUAUCUUAAACCUCCAGAAAGAGUGUGUGUUCCAUCAGUCACCCAGAGUGAUGAAUCAUCUCAGACUCGCUACUCUGUGAACUUAGAAGUUACAUCUUCUAAGAUGCUUCGUAGUCCAAAUAGCCAAGCUCUUAUUUUAGCAUUAAAAACUCUUCAGGAAAAGAUUCAUCGUUUAGAGUUAGAGAGAACACAAGCUGAAGAUAACCUGAACAUUCUUUCCAGAGAAGCGGCACAAUAUAAAAAGGCCUUGGAGAAUGAAACAAGUGAGAGAAAUCUGGCACAUGAGGAACUGAUAAAGCAGAAAAAAGAUAUAAGUAUGCAGUUAAGCUCAGCCCAGUCUCGCUGCAUCCUCCUAGAGAAGCAACUAGAAUAUACAAAGAGAAUGGUUCUCAAUGUAGAACGAGAGAAGAAUAUGAUCCUAGAACAACAGGCCCAGCUUCAAAGGGAAAAAGAACAGGAUCAUAUGAGGCUUCAUGCAAAACUUGAAAAGCUUGAUGUCUUAGAAAAAGAAUGUUUUAAGCUUACAACAACUCAGAAAACUGCUGAGGACAAGAUUAAACAUUUAGAGGAAAAACUAAAGGAAGAGGAACAUCAGCGUAAGCUCUUUCAAGAUAAAGCUUCUCAGCUUCAAACUGGACUUGAAAUCAAUAGAAUUUUAAUGUCUUCAGUAACAAAUCCAAGGCACUUCAAGGAAAAGAAGAAAUCUUCAAAGAAAACUAAAUGUUUAAGGAGAGGACCAUCUCAGCAAAUUUGUUCAAAAUUUGGAACACUGCCUAUUGUGGCUGAGAAGUCUGCCAGUGCAAGCCAUUCUGCAAAUGCAAGUACGCAAAACCUCCAAACAGUGCCACAUUAUGGGCCACAUAUCCUUCAGAAACCAGCUGAAGUUACUGAGCUUAGAUGUCUCUACAAGCCUUCUAGAACAACUUCUCAAUGUAAAGCUGUACCUUCUGACUCAGAAAAGUCCAUUUCUAUUUGCAACAAUUUGUCUGAACUUUUGAUGGCAAUGCAAGAUGAGCUGGACCAAAUGACUAUGGAGUACCAAGACCUGCUGAAUCAAAUGAAAGAAACUGAAAGCCAAUCAGUCUGUGAAGAUAUAGAAUGUGAACUAGAGCGUUUAGUCAAGAAAAUGGAAAUUAAAGGAGAACAAAUUUCCAAACUAAUGCAGCAUCAAGAUAGCGUCCGCAAACUGCAGCAAAAAGUUCAGAAUUCAAAGAUGAGUGAAACUUCAGCUAUUCAGCAAGAAGAUGGCAACUGUAAAGGAACAAAGAAUAUAAAAAAUAGCUCCAGAAAAUGUUUGCUAACUAACUCUCUUCAAAAGAACAGCAACUUUCGUCCAAUACGAGUCCAUAAUCUUCAGAUGAAAUUGAGACGAGAUGAUAUUAUGUGGGAACAGUAACACAAUAGCAAAACCAUCAUCUUGAAUGAACUUUGUCAAUGAGAUCUUGAACUGUCUAAAGUGGUUUUAAUUUAAUAACCUUUAUGAAAUUUUGAAUUAUGUUUCUAGCCUCUAUAAAGUAUCAAAUUGUAUUUUAAAAUGAAUGCCUAAUGACCUCCUAAGAAACCCAAAUAAUAAAUGAUUGCUUUCCUUUUC